AUGGUUGCCGCAAUGCCGAUUCAGGCCCUUGGCCCAUUUCGUCAACCCCGCGAGAGGCCGCAGCAAGCCGAGUCUCAAUCCGCCUGGUCAUCGUGGACAAAACCGCCCGUGGCCGCGGCCGUGAUACUUUUUCCUACACCACUCCUCCUCGACCCGGUAUCCUUCACGCAGCUGCACAAGAGCGCUGACGCGGUCCAAAAAAACUUGGAGAUUCCCGCCGAGGUUCGCAAUGGCGCUACCAAGAAGAUGAAUCUCUUCCAGGCUGUCAACGAUGCCCUUGGCACCGCUCUUGGCGAGGACGAGUCGGUGGUUGUCUUUGGCGAGGAUGUUGCUUUUGGUGGCGUAUUUCGAUGCACAAUGAAGCUGGCUGAGACACACGGUACCGAGCGCGUCUUCAACACGCCGCUCUCGGAGCAGGGUAUUCUCGGCUUUGGUAUUGGUCUUGCAGCAGAGGGCAUGCGCCCUGUUGCUGAAAUUCAGUUUGCCGAUUACGUUUACCCAGCUUUCGAUCAGAUUGUCAACGAAGCUGCCAAGAUGCGAUUCCGUGAUGGUACCAAUGGUCGCGGCGCUGGUGGCCUCACAGUUCGCAUGCCUUGCGGCGGUGUCGGCCACGGUGCUCUCUAUCACUCGCAAUCUCCGGAAAGCUUAUUCACACACGUUCCUGGUGUGCGUGUCAUCAUGCCCAGAUCCCCUAUUCAGGCCAAAGGCCUUCUUCUAUCCGCGAUUCGCUGCAACGACCCUUGCAUCUUCAUGGAACCUAAGAUUCUGUACCGUGCCGCCGUUGAGCAAGUUCCUGUCGCUUCCUACGAGCUACCGCUUUCCAAGGCCGAGGUGCUCAAGGAAGGUAGCAAUGUCACAGUUAUCUCCUAUGGUCAACCUCUUUACUAUUGCAUUGAGGCCAUUCGCCAAAUUGAGGCACAGCGCCCCGACGUCUCCAUCGAGCUAAUCGACCUGCGCACUGUCCAUCCCUUUGACAGAGAGACUGUCUUUGAGAGUGUCAAGAAGACCGGGAGAGUAAUGAUCGUCCAUGAGGCCUAUACGACGGCCGGUAUUGCUUCUGAAGUGGCCGCAGCUGUUCAAGAAAACCCCGAUACUUUCAACAGACUGGAAGCGCCUGUUCGCCGCGUGGCUGGCUGGGAUAUUCACAACUCCUUGGCCUUUGAGAGAUUCCAUCUGCCGGAUAUCACGAGAGUAUAUGACAACAUCAAGCGCUUCAAGGAACAAAUUGACCUUAUCACCGAGCUGCCCCCUCUUGCUGUGCGGCGCCUGCCCCGCCCACGUCACGCUGCCGCCACAGGUUGCGCCACGCAUCACUGUCUGCUCCAAGAUCGCAGAAACGCCUAUUUAUCGCAGCAGGAUUGCAUCGUCUCAAUGUCGCAGCUCGAGACCGUGGCAUCGUUCAUCGAGGGAGCUCCUCCCGGCGAGCUUGCCGAUGUUGUUGCCGAUAUCAAGACCCUGACCGCGUCGUCGCCGAACCUCGUCUCGCAGCUCGGACCGGCGUUUCAAAAGUACAAUGAAGAACAGCUGAUUACUGUGAAGCUGCCUGGAAGCAGCCAAUUUGUUCUCGUCAGCGAACACAAUAACUUGGGCGAUGGCCGAUACUACGAUGUCGAGAGCUCUUCUAGCUUUGCGUUUGAUCACGCCACACAGAAAGCUAGCGCUGUCCAGAGCCAUACUAUCGAAGGCGCGCAGGCCGAACUUACACACUCUACAUUGAAGACGCUGGGCACAUAUAUCUCUGAACAUUUUCCCAGUGCGGCCUACGGCGUUUACCCGAUCGAGGCAGACUCCAAGGUUGCCAUUAUCAUUGUGGCCAAUAAAUACAGCCCCAACAACUUUUGGAACGGCCGUUGGAGAUCUGUUUACACAUUCGACCCCUCGUCUAGCCUGCUGGAAGGUACCAUCAAGGUCGACGUCCACUACUACGAAGACGGAAACGUGCGUCUGCAGACCAAGAAGCCAGUCUCCGUCUCGAUCUCGUCGGGUACCGGUGCUGGCAUCGCCAAGGAGAUUUCCUCAACGGAAAGGAAAUAUCAAGAGGAGCUCAACAAAGGCUUUGUCAGCCUGAGCGAGGGUGCGUUCAAGGGCCUGCGCAGGCAGCUGCCGAUUACCCGACAAAAGAUCGAAUGGGACAAGGUUACAGGCUACAGACUCGGCCAGGACAUUGGCGGUGGUUCGUCGAAGCGAUAG
Cordyceps militaris CM01 is the source of this 2190-nucleotide messenger RNA. RefSeq names its product 2-oxoisovalerate dehydrogenase beta subunit. The transcript has 12 exons. The coding region runs from base 1 to 2190 and encodes 729 amino acids. NCBI's taxonomy places the organism in Eukaryota, Fungi, Ascomycota, Sordariomycetes, Hypocreales, Cordycipitaceae. Gene Ontology annotation, cellular component: F-actin capping protein complex. The record is from RefSeq and is a predicted model, not a curated record. Gene Ontology annotation, molecular function: catalytic activity. Gene Ontology annotation, biological process: barbed-end actin filament capping; branched-chain amino acid catabolic process; response to nutrient.